AAAGUGAGAGAGGGGACAGGGACUCAUUUUGUGGGCUAGAGGAGUAGAGGGGGACGAGCACAGAAUGAGGAACGUUCUAUUGGCAUUCGUACUGGCAGCCCUUUCAUCUGCUGCAGCAAAGUCCAUAAGCCGCUUUACACAGUACCGUUCCUGGAAUUCCCAGAUGUACCCCAUGUGGAAAGAUGGGGACCCCCGGAACAGAAACAUCUGGAGAGGCGGUGACGUGACGUUCGCCGUCAGCAACGACGCGCCCACGCUGACGGGCGCGAAGACCACUUUCUGCAUCGAGAUCCACUUCCCGCCGAGCCAGACGGUGUUGGCUGACGGCCGCGUGGUGUGGGCGGAGAACGGCGUACUUAACGGUACACGCUAUCGACAGUCUCAGGCCGUGUAUCCGGAGACCGACACGUCGGACGGCUGGAACGGCGUCUUUCCAGACGGGACGUCCUUCAACAGCGUCUCCGGCAAGAAGCCGCACUACGUGUACGUGUGGAAGACAUGGGGACAGUACUGGCAGGUUGCGGACGGGCCCUCCUCCUCUCUGACCAUCGGCACAGAUGACGUUCCUCUGGGCUCCUACAACAUGGAGGUGGUCGUCUACCACCUCCGCAGCAAGGAGAAGUUCAUCCCCCUGGGAUAUGCCUGCACGCAGUUCUCCAUCACGGACCAAAUCCCCUUUUCUAUGUCGCUCUCUCAGGUGAACGACGUCAACGUGGCCGACCAGAGCUUUGUGCAGAACCGCGCCAUCACCUUCAGCGUCAGCCUGCACGACCCCAGCCAGUACCUGAGUGACGCCGACGUCACCUUCAACUGGGACUUCGGCGACAGCAGCGGCACGCUGAUCUCCCGCGAGCUCACCGUCACCCACACCUACACCUCCGCUGGCUCCUACCAGCCCCAGCUGGUCCUGCAGGCCGCCAUCCCCAAACCGGGCUGCGCCACACCCGCCAACGUCCCGACCGCGGCCAAUCCCACCCCUGCCCCGGUCACCUCCGUGCCCCUUGGUCCCCCCGUUGGUAGGAGCACCACAGAUGGGCGGAUUGAGACCUCUGAAGCUCCGGUGAUGGGAUCCACCCCAGGAGCCGCCUCUGCUGCCACACCCACGGGAGGGCAGGCUUCCCUCAGCCCUGUUGCCACUGAGGCUAAAACCGCUAACCGGGCUAAAGCCGCUAACAGGGCUAAAACCUCUAAUGGGGCUGUCUUAGGAGCAGUGGGAGCAGCAGGGGAGGCCGCCUUGGCGGUGGAGAUGGAGAAGAAGGGGGACCGGGCCAAGGUGGGAGCUCAGGCAUCUGUGGUGAUGGCCAGGCGGCAGGCCCCUGCUGGACCCACAGACGCCGACUGCGUCAUUUACCGCUAUGGGUCCUUCUCCGCUAACCUGAACAUCGUCCCGGGCAUUGAGAAUGUGGAGAUAGUUCAGAUGGACAAUGUCAUCAUAGAGGCUGAGGUGCAACAAAAUGCGGUAGAUCUCACAAUCAUCUGUCAAGGAAGCCUGCCGACGCAGGUGUGCACGGUUGUGCUGGACACGGACUGCAUUGUGCCGGUACACACCACGUGCAACUCGGUCAUGCCAACUGCAGAGUGUCAGAUGGUCUUGCGUCAGUUCUUCAACGACUCCGGCGUCUUCUGCAUCAACGUGUCCGUGACUGAUGAUGUCAGUCUGGCGGUCACCAGCGCCAGAGUCAGCGUGACCAUGGCAUCGGGCUUCACCAUCAGUGCCAUGGCAACUGCACUGGGCAUGAUGAUCCUUGGGGUUGCCAUAUGUGCAAUGGCUUUCACCUACAGGCACUUAAAGGACUACCAUCCACUGAGAGAGGACCUAGCUGUUAAGUCCUCACUGAGCACUAGACGGGCCUCUGCUGCUGCUCUGAUAUGGAAGCUGCUGGCCGAUCAGACUGUUGGAGAGAAGGGCCGUCCCCUGCUUCCAGGCUGAACACUCUGACCUUGAUGAGAAUCAAGACACGGACACACACACAUAAACACACGCACACAUACAGAAAUACGGACACACACAGACAGGCACAACCACACAUACACACAGUCAAACACAGGCACCCACCCACACACACACACACACACACACGCACACAACCACACAUACAUACACCGGCACCCACACACACACUGCACACCUACACAAACACACACACACAAACACAGGCACACACAAACAUAUUUGCACUCAACUGCCAAAUAUGCCUCCUAAUUUUGAAUGUUGAUUCCCAUUUCCCCUUUUACCAGAAGCAAUUAAAAACUGGAAAUGCAUCUACAGAUCCCAUAAAACAGGGUUUCAGGCCAGAUCAAGGAAAGUUAUUUCUGUGAUUUUUAGUUUUUGGCACUAUUUUUAAUAUAAAAUAUUGCUAACAUUCCAAACCUUAUCUGACCCAAAAAUAUACAUUUAUAAAUUUGACAGAGUUUACAGAAAUUAUGCAGCUUUGUGUUUCCCACCUGAUUUAUAACUGUAUAAUUUUCUAGUUUGUAGCUGUUUCAUGAAUGUGACAGGCUGUCUCACAGUAGCACCCUCUACAGUGUUUGUGAUACUGUCGUUUUUUAAAUUAUCUCCAAAUAUGGGCCUGUUUUUUUUUUUUUUUUUUUUUAGCACAACAUACUCUUUUCAGUGUUCUAUCCCUUCAUUCUUUUUCUAAUAAAAGUCUCCGUUUUUUGUUAUUGUUAA
Messenger RNA from Anguilla rostrata (American eel), 2671 nucleotides. It is a transcript of the gene pmelb, whose product is annotated as premelanosome protein b. Gene Ontology annotation, biological process: melanosome organization. NCBI's taxonomy places the organism in Eukaryota, Metazoa, Chordata, Actinopteri, Anguilliformes, Anguillidae. The coding region runs from base 65 to 1930 and encodes 621 amino acids. The transcript has 11 exons. The record is from RefSeq and is a predicted model, not a curated record. Gene Ontology annotation, cellular component: plasma membrane; melanosome.